Molecule: messenger RNA, 1653 nt
Organism: Pichia kudriavzevii
Lineage: Eukaryota; Fungi; Ascomycota; Pichiomycetes; Pichiales; Pichiaceae
Exons: 1
Coding region: 1-1653 (550 amino acids)
Biological process (GO): transmembrane transport; carbohydrate transport
Cellular component (GO): plasma membrane
Molecular function (GO): carbohydrate:proton symporter activity
Source: RefSeq, a predicted model, not a curated record
AUGUCUUCUGUUUCUUCUGUUGAGAAACCGAAUGAGUCACAUGAUGAUAUAAACGCUCCUGUCAGCGACGAUGGUGCAUUACAGCAACAGCAACAGCAAGCUGACGACAUUGUUCCAGCUGCUCCAAAAACUACAUACCUAUUUGCUGCCUUCACCUGUAUUUUGAUUGCCUUUGGUGGUUUUGUCUUUGGUUGGGAUACCGGUACUAUUUCUGGUUUUGUCAACAUGCCUGAUUUCGUUAAUAGGUAUGGUCAAAUCAGCUCUGAAGGUCAAAAAUAUCUAUCCAAGUCAAGAACUGGUUUAAUGCUUUCUAUCUUCAACAUUGGUUGUGCCAUCGGUGGUGUUACCCUAGGUAAAACCGGUGACAUGUAUGGUAGAAAGAAAGGUUUAAUGAUGACCAUGAUUGUUUAUAUUGUUGGUAUUAUUAUUCAGAUUGCAGCUGUUAAAUCUUGGGUCCAAUAUUUUAUUGGUAGAAUCAUUGCCGGUAUUGCUGUUGGUUCUAUUGGUGUCCUUGCUCCAAUGUUUAUUUCUGAAACUUCCCCAAAGGCUAUUAGAGGUACCUUAGUUUCUUGUUAUCAAUUGAUGAUUACCGGUGGUAUCUUUUUAGGCUACUGUACCACCUACGGUACCUACCAUCACUAUGGUGACUCAAGACAAUGGAGAAUCCCACUAGGUCUGUCUUUUGCUUGGGCAUUAUUCAUGAUUUUCGGUAUGACCUUUACUCCAGAGUCUCCUAGAUAUUUAGUCGAGAAUGAUAGAAUUGAGGAGGCAAAAGAAUCUCUUGCUAAGGCUAACAAACAAGAUGUCAAUUCCGAAUUUGUUAUUCAUGAAGUUAAUAUUUUGGCUGAUGCUAUUGAAUUUGAAAAAUCUGCAGGUAAUGCAACAUGGGGCGAAUUGUUCACAGGUAAACCAAAGAUUUUCUACAGACUAUUAGUCGGUAUUGUUUUACAGACCUUACAACAAUUGACUGGUAUUAACUAUUUCUUCUAUUAUGGUACUACUAUUUUCAAAGCAGUUGGUUUGGAUGACUCUUUUGAAACCUCCAUUGUUUUUGGUGUGAUCAACUUUGCUUCUACUUUCCUUGCAUUAUGGGUUGUUGAUAGAUUUGGUAGAAGAAUGACAUUGAUGGCUGGUUCUACUGGUAUGCUUGUUACCUUGGUUAUUUUUGCAUCUAUUGGUGUCAAGGACUUGUAUGUACAUGGUUACGGUUCUGAAGCAAGAAAACCAGUUGGUAAUGCCAUGAUUUUCUUGGUUUGUUUGUUCAUCUUCUUCUUUGCGCAAACAUGGGGUGCCUGCGUCUAUGUCGUUGUCUCUGAGACUUAUCCAUUGAGAAUUAGAGCCAAGGGUAUGGCCAUUGCAAACUGUGCUAACUGGAUCUGGGGUUUCUUAAUUGGUUUCUUCACUCCGUUUAUUACAGGUGCAAUCCAUUUUGCUUACGGUUAUGUUUUCUUUGGUUGUGUUGUAUUCUCCUUGGUCUUUGUCUUUGCGUUUGUUCCUGAAACCAAGGGUCUUUCACUAGAAGAUGUUGAUGAACUAUAUAGAAACUACACUCCAGGUUUAGCAUUCAUGAAAAAAUUCUCCAAUGCCGCUGCUGAAAAGGCUGCACUUGAACAGGAAGCUGAAGCUGAAUUAGCAAAUUCAAAGAACGCUUGA